Marasmius oreades (fairy-ring Marasmius) is the source of this 1212-nucleotide messenger RNA. RefSeq lists its product as uncharacterized. NCBI's taxonomy places the organism in Eukaryota, Fungi, Basidiomycota, Agaricomycetes, Agaricales, Marasmiaceae. The record is from RefSeq and is a predicted model, not a curated record. The transcript has a single exon. Bases 1 to 1212 code for a protein of 403 amino acids.
AUGAAAAUUCUCUCAGAGCAUCCCGAGUGGGGAGGAGAAGGACGAAGGAUCACCGUCAAAAGUCUCCAGCAACUAGGAAGUGAAGUCACAGCAAAGCACAAUCAUAUAAACCCAAAGUCGAUCCACGGAGACAGUCAGGUCUCCUCCGUCCAUCUUGAGGCCUGUUGGAAGGCUGGCCAUCAAACUGCAACAGAACAUCUGAAGAAGGCUGGCCUUUACCCUCCUUUCGAUGACAUGGACGCAGUGGGUGGAUAUGAUAUCCUUUGUCCAUUUGGUGGCGGUAAAAUGGUUCUUGCCGAAGGCCAGUUGGCAGACAGUGAAGUUGAAGAGCCCAAUGAAGACGGAGAGGACAACAACAGCCGCAGUGAUGAGUCCUUGCAGCCGUCAGAUUUAGAACCAGACUUGGAGGAUCAUGCUGGGUAUGAGGCUGAGCAGAACGGAGAGAAGAAAGUCAAUGCGUGGAUCUCAAUUGAUGGAAGCGAAAAGACCGCUCACAAGGCAACCAUACUUUGCAUCUUUGGAGACCCCUUCUCCCCAUUCAACUCAAAGAAACGGCUCAAACGGGUUAUGACCACUCGAGGUUUUGGGCAAUAUCGUGAUGGUCGGUUAUCUGAACAGUGUGAAGAUCAGUUGGAGGAAGGGAAAAUGAUACAGAGCGAGGACCCUGCACUUACUGUUGUAGGAUGUGAGGACCAGGUGUUUGUUGCCGUUGUCAAGAUUAUGGAAGUUGUCCAGUCCGGAUCCUCGCUUCGAAGCCUACCCAUGAGAUUCCUUCAUGAGCCAAACACAGUCCUCCACUGCCAUAUCAUGGCUCUGACACUUGUUGAUGAGGAAUAUCAGCCCACAGGAAAUGAUUGGCACUGGAAUGGAAACUUUGUACCUGGAGGUGUUAUCCGUAAUAUACCUGGCUGUGCUGUGGACCUCAUCAAUCCAGAUUUGGAAUGUAGUACAAAGGUUAAAGUGCUGACCGAAACAUUCGCUUUUCAGACACAAGAGCUAGUUGCACUAGGAAUGGUUAUCUGUGAACAUAUCUCACAGAACCUACCUACCAUUCCAGUCAUCCAAGUUACCAAGAACUUCCUCUAUCGUACCUCAAGUGGCGACGCUUGCCUGAUGUGCGAGACCUCGGAAAACCGUUCUCGUACCCUUCAGAAUGGCCGUCGAUUCUGCCUGUACUGCAGUGUCUGCCUCUCCGAUUUGACUGUCCCUUGA